UUGAGUUUAUAUUAGUAAUUUGUCUGUACUUUAAAUUAAUAUAAAACCAGUUUUAAAGUUUUACAAAUUUUUCAUUGGCUUCAGAUAAAAAAAUAUAGGCUCAUAAUUUGCCUUUGGGUGGUUAUGAAGAGUUUUGGAUCGUUCUCCUUGAUUCAGCUUAAACCCGCACACCCAGGCUUUAAUUAAGCAAUCAGUGCCUUUCAGACCGGAUCUGUAUAAAUCCCACAAAGAGCCUCUUACACCUGUCUUACGGCUCCAGGAUGGAGGGGUUCCUGUCCACGUUCCUCCCCUUCAGCGGCUAUGGCGCUCCCCCAGCUCAGGGGGACGGCUGGGGGAAGGGAGAAGGCCGUUUUCUCAUUCCUCAGGGCCUUGACUACCUGGAGAUCUGCAAGACCAUCUUGUCCCAAGUCAACCCCAGUUUACCUCUACCGCCCUGCGGGAAGGUGAACACCAAAGAGUGCGGCGUGCAGGUGAACGCGAAGGUGGACAAGGCGGUUCAGUGUUCUCUAGGUCCAAAAACGCUGCUCUACGUCGAACAUCCCACCUCCUGCAACAGCUGCAAGACGCAUGACGAGAGCCUCGAUGUGACCAAAGCGGAGGGGAAGGCGUUGUUAGGCACGCCGCCUAUGAGCAGCCUGCGCUUCCUCAGACCUGUGUCCAUCUACUCGCCGGUGUUUGACCGCAGGGUGUUCCUGAAGAGUCUCAGCGAUGGCGCUGGACAGGACCCACUGGAAGCUUCUGACCAAGCCAAGUCUGAUGCUGACACGGAUCAUAGUGGCGAGAACUUAGAAAACGGCUUCAAGACUGAGAGUCCUCGAUCCUCCAAGAGCCCAAACUUCCAGUUCCUGGAACAGCGAUAUGGCUUUUUCCACUGUAAAAAGUGCAACAUCCGGUGGGAGAGUGCUUAUGUUUGGUGCAUCUCUGGCUCCAGUAAGGUGUACUACAAGCAGCUCUGCCGGAAGUGCCAGGUGGGGUUUAACCCCUACAGAGUGGAGUCUAUAAUCUGUAAGGGCUGCUCUCAGACUUGCUGCAGCUGUGAGAAGAAGCAGAGACACAUCAACAUGAAGAGGCCUCAUCGUAAAGACCUGUGUUGCCGCUGUAAAGGCAUGAGGCUGUCAUGUGAUGCCACGUACAGCUUCAAAUAUAUCGUCUGAGCUAAUUUGAUGGUGGCUGAAUUUCAUUGCAUGGUUAGAGUUUGAGGUUAUGCUCAAGUCUGUCACUGGAAGCCACCCCUUACUUGCCUGCAACAUGCUGAACCUUUGACCAGCUGGCUUAUCUGACAACCUCUCAUAUUGCUAGAGGGUUCACUCUGGGUACUAUGGGCUUUUGUAAAAUGCAAAGUUAAUAAAUUCUAAGUUGCACUUCAGAGAAAUGUGAAUGCUGAGGUUGGGGGGGGUUGAGACAAGUAUACUGGAGUAAAAGUUUCUACUGAAGCUCAGUUUAAUUAGUUUUGUGCAUUUCAGGGUUUAAAAUGGACGAGCUGCAGAGAAACUGACCCAAUUCAAUAGUUGGCAUAAAGUCAACACAAUUAUGGAACUCCAAAUGUGAAUUAUCACUUGACACCUAAAUUAAAAGUAUAUUACUGUGGUUAAUGUUGCAGGUUCAAAUGGUAAUCCAUACUGCAGUGCUUAGAAUUGGAUCUGGGAAGAAGUGAGAAAUAAAAAUGUAACCUUUUCUAAAUGAAAAGCAAUUUUCUAUCAUCUGAGAACUUCAGACUACUUCGACACAGUUCUGUCCUUGGCCCCGGUCAGACUUUUCUUGUCUCUGGUUCAGGAGUGGCUUGGCAUACUGUGAAUCUUGAGACACGGACUCCAGCUCCUUGUAAAGUUCCUCAAUUCUAAAUGGAAUUUGCUUGACAAUCCUGUGGAGGCUGAUGAUCCUCACUUUUCUGUAACUGGUUGGCUACAGCACUCUGAACAGCUUUGGUACUGAUUAGGGUGGGACAUUAGUUUAUAAAAUUUUCACAAUAUUCAAAAUUGCUCACACUGAAUUUUUGGUUUUCAUUAUUUGUAAGUAAUCAAUUUUAC
Xiphophorus hellerii (green swordtail) is the source of this 2027-nucleotide messenger RNA. RefSeq names its product zygote arrest 1-like (gene zar1l). Gene Ontology annotation, biological process: translation. Gene Ontology annotation, cellular component: cytoplasm. The record is from RefSeq and is a predicted model, not a curated record. The transcript is spliced from 4 exons. Bases 261 to 1154 code for a protein of 297 amino acids. NCBI's taxonomy places the organism in Eukaryota, Metazoa, Chordata, Actinopteri, Cyprinodontiformes, Poeciliidae.